CAAGAGAAAGGAAACGACGAGGCGGGAGUGUGGGACCAGCCAUCAUGAAACUUGGACGGUCGAUAUCAACCCUCAUUCUCCCUCACGGACGAUAAAUACGGGCAAUAGAAAUCUUUCUACAUCCAAAUCUUCUUAUGAGAUCCUCAAGUCAAAUUUUCUUGAAAUCAUCGAAAAUGUCUUGCUGCGGAGGAAAGUGUGGCUGUGGCUCUAGCUGUAGUUGCGGCAGUGGCUGUAAUGGAUGCGGUAUGUACCCUGAUUUGAGCUACUCAGAGGCAACCGGCGCCGCCACCACUGAGACUCUCGUUCUCGGAGUUGCUCCUCAGAAGAUAUACUUUGGGGGAUCCGAGUCGGAGAUGGGUGCGGAGAAUGGGUGCAAGUGCGGUUCUGAUUGCAAGUGCAAUCCAUGCAACUGCAAGUGAGGGGCAAAGCCGGAACUUGAAGCAGAGAUGGUGAAGAAUGUUUUAGUUUAAUAGUUUGUUGUGUGUGUGUGAAUAGGGGCAAAUUAGUCAUAUCCUGUAUGGGUGAUGAAUUAAUUAUGUUCCUUGUAAUAAAGUGGGUGAUUUGGUGUGUUUUGUGUGCAUUUGGUGUUGUAACCUUCUCUGCAUUUGUCUGGAGUCUCCUAUAAUGUUAGAAGACGGUCAGGGUCUGGUUGAAUUAAUUAAUGAAAACUCCUUUCUUCUUCUACUA
This is a messenger RNA of Olea europaea var. sylvestris, 687 nucleotides long. Its product is annotated as metallothionein-like protein type 2. Lineage: Eukaryota; Viridiplantae; Streptophyta; Magnoliopsida; Lamiales; Oleaceae. The record is from RefSeq and is a predicted model, not a curated record. Gene Ontology annotation, molecular function: metal ion binding. Bases 135 to 419 code for a protein of 94 amino acids. The transcript has 3 exons.